AAGAAACGAGGGAGGGGGCUACAAGGAGUUAAUUACGACGGGGGGAGGAUUUACAUUACACUAUUAUAUGCACGUUUUUAAGAAAAAUGCUUAUAACUUAAUUUGUUUUAGUUACAUGAUUGCUUGAUUUUUUUUAAAAAAAGGCCCUCGGUGAAAUUAUAAGGCAGGCUGCAACAUCUCUCCGUGGUGUUUGGAUCUCGGCAGGCGUGGAAAGGGAAGAAGUGCGUUGUUGUUGGUUGACACUCGCCGUCAUCGUUAUCCGGCCUACUGUGAGGCGAAGCCGGGAGCUGGAGUUUGCAGAAAGGGGGACUCGCCAUGGCAGUAAACCUGGACAAGGAGGCUUACUACCGCCGAAUCAAGAGACUAUACAGCAACUGGAAGAAAGCGGAGGAUGAGUUCGGUAAGGUCGACGCCAUCGUGGUUUCUGUGGGAGUUGACGAGGAAAUUGUGUACGCCAAGUCCACAGCCAUACAGACCUGGCUGUUUGGCUACGAGUUGACCGACACCAUCAUGGUGUUUUGCGAAAGCAAAAUAAUUUUCCUGGCCAGCAAGAAGAAAGUGGAUUUCCUCAAGCAGGUGGCAAUAACUAAAGGCAACGAGAACGCUAACGGAGUGCCGCCCAUCACGCUACUCACCAGAGAAAAGAACGAAAGCAACAAGGCUAACUUUGACAAGAUGAUCGAAGCCAUCAAGGGCAGCAAGGAGGGAAAGACGAUAGGCGUCUUCAGCAAGGACAAGUUCCCCGGGGACUACAUGAAGAGCUGGAACAACACGCUCAGCGCAGAGGGGCUGGACCGGGUGGACAUCAGCGCUGUGGUCGCCUACACGAUGGCGGUGAAGGAGGACGGAGAGCUCAACCUGAUGAAGAAGGCGGCGGCCAUCACCGGAGAGGUUUACUCCAAGUUCUUCAAGGAGCGGGUCAUGGAGAUCGUCGACGCAGAUGAGAAAGUGCGUCACAGCAAAUUAGCCGAGUCUGUGGAGAAAGCUAUAGAGGAGAAGAAGUACCUGGGUGGGGCCGACCCGUCCACAGUGGAGAUGUGCUACCCUCCCAUCAUCCAGAGUGGCGGCAACUACAGCUUGAAGUUCAGCGUCGUCAGCGACAAAAACCACAUGCACUUCGGUGCCAUCACGUGCGCCAUGGGGAUCCGCUACAAGUCCUACUGCUCCAACCUGGUGCGCACGCUCAUGGUGGACCCCACUCAGGAGAUGCAGGACAACUACAACUUCCUGCUGCAGGUGGAGGAGGAGCUGCUGAAGGAGCUCAAGCACGGCGUGAAAAUCUGCGACGCCUACAGCGCCGUCAUGGAGUACGUGAAGAAAGAGAAGCCGGACCUCGUGGCGAAGCUGACGAAGAACCUGGGCUUUGCCAUGGGCAUCGAGUUCAGAGAAGGCUCUCUGGUGUUGAACGCCAAGAACCAGUACAAACUGAAAAAAGGGAUGGUGCUGAGCAUCAGCCUGGGCCUCUCCGACCUCAUCAACAAAGACGCCAAGAAGGAGGAGCAGAAGUACGCCUUGUUCCUCGGCGACACAGUUCAAAUCAAUGAGGAAGAGGCCGCCACGAUUCUCACUCCUGUCAAGAAGAAGAUCAAGAACGUGGCCAUCUUCUUGAAGAAUGACGAUGAAGAAGACGAGGAGGAGGAAGGCGAUGACGCGGAGGAGCUGCUGGGGAAGGGAGCCCGGAGCGCCGCCCUGCUGGCAGACAGAACCAGAAACGAGAUGACGGCGGAGGAGAAGAGGCGCGCUCACCAGAAGGAGCUGGCCAACAACCUGAACGAGGAGGCCAAGCGGCGCCUGACGGAGCAGAAAGGAGAGCAGCACAUCCAGAAAGCCAGAAAAUCAAACGUGUCGUACAAGAACGUCUCUCAGAUGCCCAAAGAAAAGGAAAUCAGGGAAAUGAAGAUUCACAUCGACAAGAAAUACGAGACGGUUAUCAUGCCUGUUUUUGGCAUCGCCACGCCGUUUCACAUCGCCACCAUUAAGAACAUUAGCAUGUCUGUAGAGGGCGACUACACCUACCUGAGAAUCAACUUCUACGUCCCCGGCAGCUCUCUGGGACGACAGGAGGGAAACAUCUUCCCCAAUCCCGACGCCACGUUUGUCAAAGAAAUCACGUACCGGGCGUCCAACCUGAAGGCCCCCGGCGACACGUCGGUGCCGUCCACCAACCUGCAGAACGCCUUCCGGAUCAUCAAGGAGGUCCAGAAGCGCUACAAGACGCGGGAGGCCGAGGAGAAGGAGAAGGAGGGCAUCGUGAAGCAGGACUCGCUGGUCAUCAACCUGAACCGCAGCAACCCCAAGCUCAAAGACCUCUACAUCCGGCCCAACAUCGCCCAGAAGAGGAUGCAGGGCUCGCUGGAGGCGCACACCAACGGUUUCCGUUUCACGUCGGUUCGCGGUGAUAAAGUGGACAUUCUUUACAACAACAUUAAACACGCCAUCUUCCAGCCGUGCGACGGGGAGAUGAUCAUCGUCCUACACUUCCACCUAAAGAACGCCAUCAUGUUCGGCAAGAGGCGCCACACGGACGUGCAGUUCUACACCGAGGUCGGGGAGAUCACCACGGACCUGGGCAAACACCAACACAUGCACGACAGAGACGACCUGUACGCCGAGCAGAUGGAGCGCGAGAUGAGGCACAAGCUCAAGUCGGCGUUCAAGAACUUCAUCGAGAAGGUGGAGACGCUGACGAAGGAGGAGCUGGAGUUCGAGGUUCCCUUCAGGGACCUGGGGUUCCAGGGCGCCCCCUACAGGAGUACUUGCUUAUUACAGCCAACAUCCAGUUCCCUCAUCAACGUUACAGAAUGGCCGCCAUUCGUGGUGACUCUCGACGAGGUGGAGUUGGUCCAUUUCGAGCGCGUUCAGUUCCACCUCAAGAACUUCGACGUGGUCAUCGUCUACAAGGACUACAGCAAAAAGGUCACCAUGAUCAACGCAGUGCCCGUCAACUCCCUGGACCCAAUCAAAGAGUGGCUCAACUCAUGUGACAUCAAGUACACAGAAGGAGUCCAGUCUUUGAACUGGACCAAGAUCAUGAAGACCAUUGUUGACGAUCCAGAGGGUUUCUUCGAGCAGGGAGGCUGGUCGUUCUUAGACCCAGAGAGCGAGGGAAGCGGCGCAGAGGAAGACUCUGAGUCCGAGAUGGAGGACGAAACAUUCAACCCGUCCGGCGACGAAGAGGAGGAGGAAGAGGAAGACAGCGACGAAGACUACAGCUCGGAGACGGAAGACUCUGAUUACAGCGCUUCACUGGGCAGCGAGGAGGAGAGCGGCAAAGACUGGGACGAGCUGGAGGAGGAGGCCAGGAAAGCUGACAAAGAGAGCCACUAUGAAGACGAGGACACCUCCAACAGGAAGAGGAAGGUGCGCUCAUCGGCCCCUCCCAGUAAAAAGAAGCGGCGGUCCUAAACUGACUCAAACACACACUCACACACACACUGCCAAACCCAUUUUACCCUCCUGCCUUUUUCCUUCUAUCCCCUCUGUGGCUAUAUUUCUUUUUUUUUUUUUUUUUUUUCAAAAUCACACACACACACAUUUUCAGACAAACAAUCUGUACAUAGACGUAGACGGUCUCCCCCCAUUUUUCUUCGUCCCUUUUUUUUGGGGGGGGUCUGUGAAGUUUCUCGUGACGACAAAAGAACCAGCAGUCACACUUCAUUCAGCAGCUUUUCAUCAUGUUCAUUCCCAACUUGCACUGUUCUUCAGCCAGCUACUGUUUUGUUUUGUUUUUGUGUGUGUGUGUGUGUUCAUGGGUUUUUAUUGCAAGUUGUUUUCUGUUUAAGAUAAAAAUGGUUUCUUAAUAUGAUGGAUAAUAAAAGAUCAUCCCCUCUGCAAAGUGUUUUUAUAUCAAAACUGAGAAACCUGUGAUUCUUCAUCUCAAGUUUUUUUUGUCUUUAUUAAAAUGUGAUGACAAGCAGGAGUGUUCACCUUUCCUGAUUGUUUUUGUUUUUCUAAUAAACUUUGUAAAGCCCAUUGGAUCACACACACACACACACACACACACACACCAUCCUCCUCACACUUGUCCUACGUCUCCCUUUUUGUUGUAUCACAAUAGAUGUACUGUUGAUUCUGAAAAUCUGUUUUUUGUUUUUGUAAUAAAAUUAAAAGAAACUGUA
Gambusia affinis (western mosquitofish) is the source of this 4118-nucleotide messenger RNA. RefSeq names its product SPT16 homolog, facilitates chromatin remodeling subunit (gene supt16h). NCBI's taxonomy places the organism in Eukaryota, Metazoa, Chordata, Actinopteri, Cyprinodontiformes, Poeciliidae. Gene Ontology annotation, cellular component: FACT complex. Gene Ontology annotation, molecular function: nucleosome binding. Gene Ontology annotation, biological process: positive regulation of transcription elongation by RNA polymerase II; transcription elongation by RNA polymerase II. Bases 316 to 3405 code for a protein of 1029 amino acids. The transcript is spliced from 24 exons. The record is from RefSeq and is a predicted model, not a curated record.